AUGGUGUCCUUGCGAACCCUAAUCCCGCUCUUCUUGGGUGGAAGCACGCUAUGUGCGGCUUCUGUCCGCACGCCUCAUGAGAAGAUCGCUCCGAAGGUGUUUAUCGUGUCAAUGUUCCAACCCGAAGCGGAAGCGUGGUGGAACAUUCCCGAAUUCAAUCUCCUGGCCCACAACAUCAGCGUCCCCGGUCUUUCGCCCCUCUAUCCAGAGGUGCACUGUACCGAGAACCACGAGAUUUGCCAGCUGAUCACCGGCGAAUCUGAGAUUAAUGCCGCCACGACCGUCACCUCCGUUGCUUUCUCGCCUCUUUUCGACCUCUCGCAGACCUACGUCUUCAUUGCCGGCAUUGCAGGUGUCAAUCCCAAGCGAGUCACUCUCGGAUCGGUGACUUUUGCGCGAUAUGCUGUUCAAGUGGCUCUUCAGUAUGAAAUUGACAUACGAGAGCUUCCAUCCUCUUACUCCACUGGAUAUAUUCCUCUGGGCUCCGAUUACCCCGAUCAGUACCCCACCAGCAUCUACGGCACGGAGGUCUUUGAGGUCAACGCAGACCUUCGUAGCAUCGCCGCAGGCUUUGCUCUCCAAGCUAAUCUUUCUGACUCGUCGGCUGCCAAGGCCUAUCGUGCCCACUACGCAACCGAGAGUGGGGAGUACAAGGCGGCUACGUUGGCUCCGGGAGUCGUCGAGUGCGACGUUGCUACUUCUGAUGUCUACUACAGCGGCAACAUCCUGGGCAAUGCUUUCGAGAACACCACCAAGUUGUUCACCAACGGCACUGGUGACUACUGUGCCAGUGCUCAGGAAGACAGCGCCACGCUCGAAGCCCUUCUUCGGUCAUCGGCCAAGAAGCUGACCGACUUCUCCCGCAUUAUUGUGAUGCGCACUGCGUCCGACUUUGACCGUCCCCACCCCGGAGAGGCCACUACCGAAAACCUACUCUAUGCUGACGCGGGCGGCUUUGAGCCGGCCGUGGAAAACAUCUACCGUGCCGGCAUCCUUGUCGUUGAAGGUAUCUUGAAGGGGUGGGAUUCCACUUUUGCCUCUGGCGUGAAGCCUCGCAACUAUAUCGGUGAUAUUUUUGGAACCUUAGGUGGGGAGCCCGACUUUGGCCCCGGACGGACUCAAUCGCUGGCUGGCAGUGGCGCCUUCAAGAAGAGGAACGCUGGAGCCGGCCUCGGAAGACGCAGCUAA
Molecule: messenger RNA, 1188 nt
Organism: Penicillium cinerascens
Lineage: Eukaryota; Fungi; Ascomycota; Eurotiomycetes; Eurotiales; Aspergillaceae
Product: purine-nucleoside phosphorylase
Exons: 2
Coding region: 1-1188 (395 amino acids)
Biological process (GO): nucleoside metabolic process; transmembrane transport
Cellular component (GO): endoplasmic reticulum
Molecular function (GO): catalytic activity
Source: RefSeq, a predicted model, not a curated record